CCCAUCACUGUAUACAAGAUGGCGGCGCCCGGGUGUCCCGCAGUGACGAAGAUCGGCAUGCAGUGUCCGAGAUUGCCCUGGGGACGCGGAUAAACGUUUGUCGUCCGACGGUCUCCAACCUCCCUACCGUCAACACACACCCACCACUAAUUUUCCCACGUGUGUGUGUGUACUUCGCCUGGUGCGAUAAAGGCCUCGGGUGUCGUGUCAGUGUCUCCGAGAGUCCCCCGACGUACUCAUUCCCCCGUGAAAUAACAAACAAAAAUAGUGAUUAUUUCUUUAUCACCGCCCGCGAAAGUGUUCCACCACGUCGACUAAAAUCCUCAACGAAUAAAAAUUCCCAAACAACUGACUAAAAUGUGAUGAUCGUGGGGCGACGAGGGGGGCCCUCGGGAAGAGGCCGUCGUGAGUUGUGCCCAGGGUUGGCAAAAGACCCGAGAGAGAUAGAGUAAUUGAGACCGGAGAGUGGUGGAGGCAGGAGCGUGCGGCGGGUGGAGUGAAUUACUCGGUGCCUCAACCACGAGGAAGACAAGCUGAGUUGGACGGGAGUGUUCGCCAGGCUCACGUCAUCGUCGAGACCUCAAUUCAUAUCACGACGACUAAGACGACAACUAAUUGAUCAGCCCGAGUGCGAGGAGAGUUUUUCAAGUUAAAAAUUUGUAUAAAAAAACAAAGGAAAUCCACCGAGUGCAAAACAAUUACAAACAAAUAAGUGAAUAAUACGAAGAUGGAGUCGAGGGAGCGUUACGACGAAUUGUGCAGGCUGUGUGCCUCCUACGACGCUGUAAAAAUGGAUAUAUUCGGACAGGAGGGCAAGAAUCGUCAGCUAGUCGACAAGAUCCAGACGUGUCUUCCCUUCAAGAUCGCUGAGGACGAUCGACUGCCAAAGUGUUUGUGCUACAGAUGUAUGUACAAUCUUGAGAAUUUCUACGACUUCAGAACAGCCUGUGUUAAUGCUGUUGCUGUAUUGGAGAGAUCUCUACCACCGAGUGAUUCGAAAAAUGGAGAGGCGCAAAACGACACAGAGAAGCACUUGGAAUUGCGUUCGGAGUUACUCAAAGAGAAGGAGAAAAUGCCAAUUUUGAUCCCAGAGGCGCCAAUAGUGAAUCCAAAUGCAGCCCUGGGCACUCCGCCUCGAUUAAACUCGGAUGGCGAGGCAGAUCCCGAGAUUGAAGAAGUGAUGGACCAAAGUGGAACAGACGAAGGAAUGGACGACGCAGAGGACCGAAAAUCCGACGAGUACGAGAUGGACAUGGAGACGAACCCCAGUGACUUUCUGGAGAUGCCCCCAAUGGUGACUGACGACGCUGAGGACCCCCACAAUCAGCACAUACCCACCCCAGCACCCUUCCAACACACCUCAGAGCAGCACGAAGUAUACGUAUGCUCCCUCUGCAACAAGGCAUUCAGCUCCAAGGGUCACUUGUCCCUCCACGCUCGAAUUCACGUGGGUGCAGGCGACGUAAUAGGCGAGAAAGUCAUAACCGACGAUCACACAUCAUACAAACGUCCAUACCAGUGUGAUUUGUGCAACAAAUCUUACUCAACAGCUAAACACAGGUGGGGGCACGUGUCGACAACUCAUCGAGGCCAUCCAGCAGUCACUUGCAGAUACUGUUCACGAAUAUAUUCAACAAGAACAAAUCUCGAGGAGCACAUAAAGUCGAGACACACUGGUCUCCCCCCACCACCGGAGAUGCCUGUGCCCUAUGUCCAACAGGACACUAGAUAUCAGUGCAAAACCUGUCCAAAAAUGUACACAAAUGUCACAGAUUUGAACAAACACAGUAGAGUGUGCCUGGGUGAUCGUCAGAGUGAACCCAGUCGAGUGCCUGUUCAGCCCAAGGGCAGAUGUCUGAUGGACACGUCAGACAUGUCGAGUUUAGAGUCCGACGAGGAGAACAGGGAGUACCGAAAUGCUGAGGCAAAACUCUCAAAAAAUCCCCAGUUAACAAUUCUCAAGCAAGCCUUGACGAGAACAGAGGGCCUGAAACGAGACGAGAAGACCUCCCCCUACAAAUCUCUGAAAUCCACGAAAAAUGGCAAUGAACAGGAGACGAAAAAAUGGUACUGUGAAUUUUGUCCUCAGAAUUUCACCUCAGUGGAUGCCCUCAAGGAUCACGAGACAACUCACGACUCUGAUAAACCUUACAUCUGCAUUUUGUGCGAAAAAGAUUUUGUCCUAAAGUCGUCUCUCAGUCGUCACAUCGUUGCGUCUCAUGGAGUUGAUCCAGUGCCAAUAAUCGACAGUGAUACUUGUCUAAAGAAGAAUGUACUAGCUAAAUCAAGGAUUGAUGAGUUGAAACGUGAGCCGUCCGCCUCGCCAUUCUCACCAGAGCCUAGGAUAGGUAAUGAUGACGAUGAUCCCGAGAGUAGAGACGACAAUAUGAUUGAAAUUGAGACUGUAUUUGUGUGUGAAAUAUGCACCAGGGACUUUAACGAUCGUGCAUCACUCUGGCUGCACAUUCGAGCAACUCACAAAGAAUUUGCUGCAUUUGCCUGUGGUGUUUGUUUGAAAAUAUGCUCGGAUAAUGAGCAAUUGUUGAGUCACGUUAACAUGUACCAUGGGGGAUCUAAGCUACUGGUGUCUGAGCAGAGAAGGUACAGUUGUACGAUAUGUGGACGUCAGCAUGACUCCAGAAAGAAACUAAUGACCCACGUGUCGAUUCAUAAUAUCGAUCCCACGUACGACCCAGCGAGUUUCGUUCAACUGAACAGCAAUUACUACAACGAAAGUUUGAAUAACGAGCAAGAGGGUGAUUUUGACGCUGAGGACGGGGAGAAGGUCAACUGCUACGUCUGCAGAAAGUCAUUUCCCAAUGAGGACCACUUGAUUCGCCACCAGAGGAAUGCCCACAAGAGCGAGCAGAGCGGUGAACCCUCGGCAAAUGGAGGAUUAAAUUCAAAUGGUAACAAGGCGCAGUACCACUUGUUCUUCGUCUGCGAGCUCUGCAACAGCUCUCAUCCAUCGAAGUGGGAGCGAUGGCUGCACGUGAGCAGUGUUCACGGUGAGGAAACCUCCAUCAGGUGUGAGAGAUCAGACUGUGCCAAGAUAUUUGCGACUAAAUCACUGAAGAAUGAGCAUCUGCAGCACCACUUGCUGCAGGGCUCGUCCCCCAAUACCUGCGAAAUAUGUGGGAAAUUGUGGGGCAGCAGAGUGGACUACUGGAAGCACGUGAUGGGUGUCCAUGCCGACACUGUUCCCCUCAUCUGUGGAGUAUGCUUGAAGGUAUUCCCAGACGUCGUUCAGCUGAGCAGUCACGUAAAGUCGAAUCACUGGCCACUGACGAAUGGCGACUUCAGUUGUGACAUCUGUGGACGUCCUUAUUCCAACAAAUCGAAGAUGUCGAGGCACAGAAAAAUACAUGGGAUUGAUAACGACGGGGUGAACAAUGGCAUCAACGAAUCGAUGAACGACACUGUUAAUUCAGAGCACAGCCCGCCUGAGGUGGACCUCAGCUGUGAAAUGUGCGCUGAUUUGAGUUUUUCGUCGUGGGAGGAUUUGUGCAAUCAUCGUCGAUUGAUUCAUGCACUUUUCCCCUGUGAUCUGUGUAACAAGUGCUAUGGGAGGACUUCACACCUGUGGAAACACGUGAAUAGAGUUCACAAGGGGCACAAAGACGUGACUUGUUCUUACUGCAUGAAAACUAGUGCUUCCAAGGAUCAUUUAGCAGCGCACAUUGCUAAAAUUCAUCGUUACGAGCCGGAAACCAAGGAGUGCAAGGACACUGGCAGUUAUCAAUCACCAAGUGCUGAGGAGGAUGUCAUUCAUCACUGCGAGAAGUGUAAUAAAGGCUUCCACAAGAGGUAUCUCUUAAGACGUCACAUGAAAGGCUGUCAGAAUUAUCGUAAAGAUCCUGGGGCAUUGCUGACACGAUGCAGAGCAUGCGAGAGAAUCUUCAAGGAUCGUGCAAGCUUGCAAAAACAUAUCGAAAAUCAUCACAGUAGUUAUACUUGUCACUUGUGUGACGAAACAAUCACAUCGAAAUUGGGAAUUAUGACUCACAAUAGGAUUAAUCACAUGAAUCAUCCUGAUUUGACUUGUAGCAGUUGUAAGAAGCUUUUUAGAACGCGAGAGGACCUGGAGUCACAUAAGAAGGACCACAAAUAUCACAAUUCACCGAAUGUCUGUGAUUUCUGUGGUGACACUGUUGAGAAUAAAUUGAAAUUGAAAAUGCACAUUCUGUCACUUCACAGAAAUGAAAUUGGGGUUUCUUGUGGGGUGUGUUUGAUCCCUAUGAAGGACCCGAAGGAUUUGAAGAAGCACGUGGAGGACGUGCAUGGCAGUAUACUCCUGAAGCCAAAUACCUGCCAGGUAUGUGGGAAACAGUACGCCUCGAAGUGGAAGGCAUUCGAUCACACGAAGAAGUGUCAUGGAAAGGUCUUCAGAACGUGCAAACAAUGUUUAGCAGUAUUUACCACUGAUUCUGAAAUCAAACAUCACUAUGAGCACGUCCACAACGUCCCUAAGGAUCAAUUAUCAGGCUUUGAGAAUCACGUGGACGUAGCUAGUAAGCCAGAGGAUCCAGUGGCUGUUAAGGACGAGCCGGAAGAUGUCGACGAAGAGGACAACUACGAGGAAAGCCCCCAGGUGUCGGAAAAACGCAAGCGAUCUGACACCUUCGACUGUGAAAUCUGUCCAGAGAUAUUUCUCAAUGAUGAAACACUGUCAGAGCACUACAAAAACGUUCACAACAAGGAUCCCGAGAGAAUGUUCAAGAAGAUGAAGACAAGCACAAAGAAGAGGAUGAGAGCUAGAGAGAAUUUUGAGUGUAAAAAUUGCACCAAACAGUUCAGUACAAAAACACUAUACUGGAAUCACAUUGACACCUGCACUAGGAGGAGUUCGAGGGACGAUUCAAGGCCUGGUUCUACCUCAAUCCUGGAGACACAUCUAAAGAAUAAUAAUCAGAUUAAGAAGGAGCCACAGGAGGCAGGGAUGAAUGAAUCAAACCUCAACAUUCCAGACUUCAAUCUCUUCGAGGAUAUAAAUCUCCAGUUAUCAGCGCAGAAGCCAAUUCCAAAUCUGAUGCCCCUGUCCCAAGUGAAGAUGGCACAGAGCUUGAAGUGCUACAGAAAGGACUCGAGAAAGGUGUACGACGAGUCGACGAAUACAGUGUGUGCCUGUGAGGUUUGUGGCAAGCAGUGGCCAGCGAAGAAGCAUCUGUGGCAGCAUUUGAUAAGAUUUCAUCGAGCUGAGGCUGCUGUCACUUGCGGUGUCUGCUUGAAACUUUGCGCCACUUACAAAGAUCUGUCGCAACACCUCAAGGACGCCCACGAGGCCAUUCUCACCUGCGAGGGGAAUAACUUCACCUGCAAAACGUGUGGGAGGUACCACAAUGCGAGGAGCAAACUCUUGUUGCACAUGAGCAUUCAUAUUAAUAAUAAUGAGCACGUCUGGUGUUCAAGGUGUGCCACGAGCUUCGAGACGCAGGAGAAAUUGGAUCAACAUGCUGAUAAGUGUCUUGUCAAGAGAAGAGAGGCUGAGUCCGAGGAUCACAGUAUCGAUAACGACGACGACAUGAUGAAGCAUGAGAAUGAAGAGGAUAAGGGGAGCUUGAUUGGAGAUGGGGCCUCGCUCAUGGAGGAAGUGGAGGAGGACGUUGAUUUUGAUUCUGAACAGGAGGGAAGUGAUAAUGGGGAGAACACGGAGCAUUCUGAGGACUCUGAGGAUAGCAGUGACUCUGGGAGUGAUGAGGAUAAUGACGAGCAGGAGGAGAACGAGUCGAGGGCGAAUAGCAGAGUCACUGGGGACGUCAGUGAGUCCGAGGAGGAGGAUGGAGAUUCAGAUACACCUGAGGCAGUUUCUGAAGUACCUGAGGAGAGAGUACCUAUGAAAGAUAAUGAAUCGAGUGUUGUACCUGAGGAGAGCGAACAAAGGGAGGUGGAGAAAGCGUCAAAGCCUUUGAAAUCUGGUAAAGGGGUCAAGGGGAAGCCCGAGGGCAAGUCUAGAGAGGACUCUGAUGAUGAGGGGCCACCGAUAUUGAGCCCCAUGAUGCCACUACCAGCUGGGAACCAGCGUGGUGUUGCUGAACGUCCUGAGGAGGAGAACUCUGAGAAGAUGAGGCCAGAGGGGUCACCGAGUGUCAAGGAAGAGGGGGAGGAGGACGAAAUUCCAGAGCUGGAUGGAAUUGAGAGUGGUGAAAAGGAGGGUCUGUCUCCACACUCUAAUGGGGAUUAUGAUGAGUACUCCUCGACUGUUAAAUCAGCGAGUGCAGUGGCAUCUGCUGAGGAGGACUCUAAUGAGGAGAUGGACGAUGAUGACAGUCGGCUGCAGAUCGAUCAGACUGGUGAGUCCAAUUCCCAGGGGUCUGAGGCGGAGGAGGAGGAGGAGGGGAUGGCUGUGGCUGAUGAGGAGGAUGAGGGGGAUGACGAGGAGGGAGGUGAGGUACAGAUGGAGGGACUCGAUGGAACUGUCCUCGUGGUUGCCAAUGAUGCUGAUGGCAAUCAGAUAUUGAUUCGACGGAGUGUCUCGGAAAUGGGGGAUGAUGAGGAUGAUGAGUCCAUGGGGGAAGUGGAAGGAUUUAUUUAUCAGGAAGAGAAUGAGAAUGAGAAUGAAAAUGAGAAUGAAAAUGAAAAUGAGAAUGAACAUGAGAGUGAUGAUGACAACGAGAAUGAGAAUGAAAUCCAGGAACAUGAUGUGGACGAGAAUGAUGAGGAGGGCUACAACAACGAAGUUGAUAAUGAUGUUGAGGAGGAAGUGGAGGAGAUGGAGGUGGAGGAGGGCGACAAGACUGGUGAGGAGGGGGACGACACUGAUGACAAUUCAAGUGCCAAAAACAAUGUGUCAAGGACGUAGUUCCAGUGAUUAUUUCACACUUUGGUUUAUUUACGUGUGAGAAAUGAUAGCACGUGAUUUUCAGGCCCUUUUCAAAGACUUUUUUUUACGAUUGUUGUAUUCGAGUAGGUUAAGAAUGUACAGUAGGGAUUUUUAAGGUUUAAGGAGGAGGAAGAUGGGGUGGAGAUGAGGAUUUGAUUUACGAAGGGGAUGAGGAGGGAGUGGGAACAUAAGAUUGUAUGUUCGAUUUUCUUGGAGUCACUUGGGCAUUGCUAUUUCAGCCCAAAGACACUUUGCGAAGAGGAAAAUUGUUUGAAUCAUUGAUUGAUUGAUUGCGUUGUGCUGGUGUAAUGAAUGCUAUGUAAAAUUAUCGUUCGUCUUUUUUUCUGGACAGCACACGUUUUGUGACAGUCGAUGUUUGAUUUUUCUUUUCUUUUUAUUUAUUACACCUCAUUCAUUCCAAAGUAACGUUAGGCCUUGGGCUAUUAACACAUGUUAUUUUUAGGGUAUUUGAUGAAAUAUAUGUGAGCUUAAUCGAUGAUUUUUUUUUUAGACUAAUUUGUUUUUCCUUCAUGAGCUCUCGAUUCUCGUUCUGGGAUGAUUGAGAUUGAAAUACGAAAUCGUUUGUAAAUACUGUAGCAUAAUGCUGAGGAUUAAAAUUAGAGUAAAGACUAAUCGACGAAAAACGAAGAAAAUCAUUUCCAUUUUACAUGAUACGUGAAUUGACAAAUGAUCGGUAAAUUUACAUACUUUAUCGUUGAUAGAAUUGGAUAACUGAGUAAUGAGUCACUUUAUAUUUCUGCCAAUUCAGACUAUUCAUUAGGAGUUUAAGGAGUAGUGGUAAGAGUGAAACUUUGGAAAAUUCAAGGGAAGAAAACAAAAUUGUAUAUUGUGAUAAGCGAUUCGCUGCGCCAUGUAUAAACAAAUACUAUAUAUUUACUAAAUGAUAGUUUGAGGAUACAAAAUUCAGGGUGAUGAUUGAUGUAUAUACAGAACAAAGAAACAUGGAAAUACGAAUUUCAGAAAUAAACAAGUGGUAUUUAAAAUUUA
Diachasma alloeum is the source of this 7828-nucleotide messenger RNA. RefSeq names its product zinc finger protein Xfin. Gene Ontology annotation, molecular function: zinc ion binding. NCBI's taxonomy places the organism in Eukaryota, Metazoa, Arthropoda, Insecta, Hymenoptera, Braconidae. The transcript is spliced from 4 exons. Gene Ontology annotation, cellular component: nucleus. Bases 728 to 6799 code for a protein of 2023 amino acids. The record is from RefSeq and is a predicted model, not a curated record.